Molecule: messenger RNA, 2841 nt
Organism: Trichoderma breve
Lineage: Eukaryota; Fungi; Ascomycota; Sordariomycetes; Hypocreales; Hypocreaceae
Product: rhoGEF domain-containing protein
Exons: 8
Coding region: 1-2841 (946 amino acids)
Biological process (GO): regulation of GTPase activity
Cellular component (GO): cytoplasm
Molecular function (GO): guanyl-nucleotide exchange factor activity
Source: RefSeq, a predicted model, not a curated record
AUGGCUCCGGUCGACUCAUCUUCGAGUCCCAGUGACUCCAACUCCAGCUCUCGACGCUCCAGCUGGGCUGCUCUCAUGCAAAACUAUGAAGAUGCAGUCGAGUAUCCAAGUGAUGAUGUCGUAUAUGACGCCGUAUAUGGCGCCGACGACGCCCAAGUGGUUACCAAAAUGGCCAAUCUUGAUAUCGAAGCGACUGAGAUUAUUCCAUUCGACCCCCAAGGAACUGAUCUGGAGCUUCAGACAAUUGUCGAAACUGCUACCAUGGACAUCACCGCCGAGGUGCCCCAAAUUAUCAUUGAUCAGAGCCCUACCCCUGACAUAGAGUCAGAGAAUCCUGAACAAUUCAAAUCACAGGGGCCAUUUCAUAAAUGGAUGCGGACGAUACAUCGUAGAGCACAGCAUCGACACACACGGUCGGACGAAAGCUUUGGUUCUCUACGGCCGCCAUUCGAUCCUGAUGUCCACAGCCAUACAGCUCAUUGGAGAAGAACGCACCAUCGACAAUCGUCCUCUGGAUCUUCCUUUGCCUUUGUUUCGGCGGUCCGAAGUGCUAGUGCCAGUCUUGCCAGUGCCAGCGUCAGUGUUGUGGCACGAUCACGAAGAAACGUACCGCGCUCACAAGGCUUCUCCACAACGGAGCACAGCAGCAGAGCAUCCAUCUCGGGUCCUCGUGCCUCUGAAGAUAAUGGGCUCCGGGAAAAUCAAUCCCUAGCCAACUUGGCUGCCAUGGAGAGAUCGCUGCAGCGACGAAGAGUGCUAGAAGAGCUCAUCAGCACGGAAGAAGGGUACAUUGGCGAUAUACGAUUCCUCAUGAAUGUAUACGUCACAAUCUUGGCUGCGUUGCCCUCUAUAUGCGUCGGCCUGCGGUCAUCCAUCAACCAAAAUUUGACAGAAAUAGUCAAGUUACACGAGGAACUCCUUGGCGAAUUGCACCGAGCGGUUCCACACUCGGAAUACACGCAAGCCGACGUGACGCCCCCAUUACGAUGGUCCAGUCUCGGUGCCGUGCCAGAGCAAAAUACGAAAGCAAGGUGGCUGCUGAAAGCCCCAGGCAUGCUGUCAGAUCCUCAAGUGGCAGCAGAGGUCUCAAAAGCCUUUGGGAAGAAGAUAAGCCGCUUCUUCAUAUACGAGGAAUACGGAGCAACAUAUGAGAUGAUGAUCAAAGACAUCGCUUCAGCCCAGCAAACCAUACCAGAUUGGGAGACAUAUCAAAAAGGCCUUGAGGCCUUGGCGAUGGCACUGGGGUCGGUCAAAGGUAGCGAAGAUGGAGCGAAAAAAGCUCUGACUAUAAAUGACCUGCUUGUCAAGCCUAUCCAGAGGAUCUGUAAAUACCCCCUCAUCUUUUCCGAGCUUCUCAAGUGCACUCCAAUAUCAGACUGUCCAAACUCUCACAUGGAAGUCGAUAAUACCCUGACCAGGCUUCGCGAAGCAACCACGGAGAUCAAUAGAGCAUCGAAUGACAGGAACAUCAAGUCUACACUCGAAAAAACAUGGAUUCUACAGGAUCGAUUAGUGUUCCCAGACAGAAAAUUCGACGCCAUUUCUAAAAGACAAAUACGGUCUUUUGGCCACAUCCGGCUUUGCGGAACACUUCACGUAUGCUGGCAAACAGAUGAAGGAGUUGAUGGUCAAUAUUUCAUUUGUCUACUCUAUCGCGAUAUGCUCUGUCUUGCCUCUGCGGGCAAAGUCGACCCGAUUUACACCAUCAUGGCUUGUAUCAAUAUUGACAGCAUCAGGAUCGAAAAAGUGGAUAAUGGACGAGGGUUGCAGUGCCACACCGCACCUUUUUCUUGGAAGGUAGUGUUUGAAUGCGAUCAUCAAUUAUACGAAAUCAUCAUGACAGCUUGUACAUCCAAGGAAGAAACGGAAUGGAGAGCAAGAUUAUCUCGGCCGGCGAGCGAUGACCAAGGGGCAAAGGGGCCGGAUGUGUUCAGCACAAUACAUAUGAAUAUAAAGAGUUUGGGGUCUGUCUUUGGAAAGCAGGGCACACUCGUUCGACGGAUAUCUAUACAGCGGGCCACCACUGUGGGAGGGGCCAAAUCGCCUCUAUGCCAAGUCAUCUUGAAGAACACCAAUGUAUUGAAAGAUCACGGCGGGAGUGCUUCUACGGCUUCGACUAUCAACCGCUCUCAGUCUCUACUCACAACCACAACCCGAAUACCGGUGCUUGCGCCGCCAAGAGGCGAGCGAGCUCGACUAGAGGCGCUCCUGUCAGACGUAUGGAGUAGAGAAGUCCUCCCGUUUCCCGGAAUGACGAUGAAGUCUCGGAGUGAAAAUCUCGUUCGAAAUUCCGCAUCUACCGUCAUGAGAAAACUCAGCGUGGCUAGCUUCGCCAGUAACUUUACAAAGAGAUCGGUCUCUUCUGCCCACAAGAAUCAAUCUUGUGAACAUAUUGCCAUGGAAACUAUCAAGCGCCGGGGUAUUCUACGUCCAAUGGAUUCGAUUACGAGUGACGAUGCGUAUAUAGGUGACGAAGCAGGCAGAAAAGUGAAGAGACAGCGCACCGUCAAGGGGCACGCAAUACUAGGGACGCCCGCUCGUAGCAUGAAAGAGGUUACGGGAAGCUUUCGAAGACGCCGGGUACAGGAGAAUGCGCCCUCAAGGUCAGAUACCACCAGCGACACGUACAUGUUUCCUGCUCGCAUAGCAACCACGAACGUCCCACGGUCGAUAAGGCCUACAAAUUCCCAGGCUGCGAUGCCUCCCGAGAGUAAGGGUAGGACGAGAAAACCAGCAAGAGAAAAGGUCCGAUAUCUUGAUCGAUGGGCUAAGCUCGGUGUGGGGAAGAGCGAUGGACCUGGCAGUUUCAGAAAGUUUCUUUCAAUUGGCAGAGAUUUGUAA